Scophthalmus maximus (turbot) is the source of this 1275-nucleotide messenger RNA. It is a transcript of the gene pithd1, whose product is annotated as PITH (C-terminal proteasome-interacting domain of thioredoxin-like) domain containing 1. Lineage: Eukaryota; Metazoa; Chordata; Actinopteri; Pleuronectiformes; Scophthalmidae. The transcript is spliced from 6 exons. The record is from RefSeq and is a predicted model, not a curated record. The coding region runs from base 228 to 869 and encodes 213 amino acids. Gene Ontology annotation, cellular component: nucleus.
ACCUGAAAAGUGGUUUAUCAUACUCGAUAAUCGGUCCGUUAAUUUUAUUUUGAAAAUCACAACCAGGAAAAGACAAUGUAGCUUCCGCUAGCUUGACGCAAACGCCAUUCGCCUUGACGCUGUGAGGUGAAACUUGCUGAUCUCGUUUUAUAUUUCAUAAAAACAGUCAGAUUCACUUUCCUCCCCCCGGACACUCGGUGACGGAGAGCGACGUCCUCAACUCCACGAUGUCGGGUCACGGUCACGGACACGGACACGGUCACGGCACCGGCUGCGGCUGCGAGGGGGAACACGAGCCCGCCGAGAGGGGCCUGGAGUAUGGACUGUUCCAGAAGAUCGACCUGGAGAAGCUGCAGUGUCUGAACGAGAGCAGGGACGGAGACGGGAAGCUGGUGUUCAAGCCGUGGGAUCGGCGGAACGAGCGGGACCAGUUUGUGGAAAGCGAUACGGACGAAGAGUUGCUGUUCAACAUCCCUUUUACCGGCAGCGUGAAGCUGAAGGGCAUCAUCAUCUCUGGAGAGGACGACGAAUCUCAUCCAGCUGAGAUUCGACUGUACAAAAACAUUCCUCAGAUGUCCUUCGACGCCACUGGCAGAGAACCUGAACAGGCCUUCAGACUCAACAGAGACCCAGUGGCGGAGCUGGAGUACCCAACGAAAAUCGCUCGUUUUUCCAAUGUUAAUCACCUCUCCAUCCACAUCUCGAAGAACUUCGGAGCGGAGAGCACCAGGAUCUACUACAUCGGACUGCGGGGCGAAUUCUCAGAGGCUCACAGACAUGAAGUGACCAUCUGUAACUACGAGGCGUCGGCGAACCCUGCGGAUCACAAAGUGGAGAGCAUCAUUCCGCAAACCAACUUCAUUUCCUGAAAGGUUUGUAGAGUGGUGAGGAAGAGGAGGAGGAUGAGGAUGAAGAGAAGCUUCUGUUUCGUCUGCUGACUUGUGAUUGACGCACGUCGAAUGGUCAUAGAUGAGUUCAACGCUGCUGGACUGGCAGGUUGGUCGAGCUUGACCGGGGACUGAGAGAUUGAAGGGCUUCAGAUUUGUCUGGAAGAGCAAGAGUUGUUUUCUACGGAAAUAAAGAUUUGAUGGCUCAAUGUGGGCAACACGCUUUAUAAUAAAUGCAUGAAAUAGUUGACACUUAGAUAAAGUCUGUGGUUAUCAGUUUAAUGUCUUAUACACCUGAUAUAUCAAGAUAUUCAUCACUUCAAUAAAGUGAUGACUACUACACAGCUACUCUCAAAUAAAAACGGCGAAUGCUAGAAAUGAAAACAAA